AUGGGAGCCAUUAACGACCAUCACCGGAUGAAGCAGAGAAACAAGGCAGCCAUUGUGCGGUACCAACAUGACGACCAGAAACGACCAGUACCUGGCCAACAGUACGACCAGAAAAACGACCAGGACCUGACGAACGGUACAACCAGAAACGACCAGUAUCUGGCCAACAGGAUGACCGGAAACGACCAGUACCUGACGACCCAGUACGACCAGAAACGACCAGGACCUGACGAACAGUACGACCAGAAACGACUAGUAUCUGGCCAACAGGACGACCGGAAACGACCAGUACCUGACGACCCAGUACAACCAGCACCAGACGACCAGGACCAGACGAACAGUACGGCCAGAAACGACCAGUAUCUGACCAACAGUACAACCAGAAACGACCAAUACCCGACCAACAGUAGGAUCAGAAACGACCAGUGCCUGGCCAACUGUACGACCAGAAACGACCAAUACCUGACCAACAGUGUGACCAGACACGACCAAUACCUGACCAACAGUGUGACCAGAAACGACCAGUACCUGGCCAACAGUACAACCAGAAACGACCAAUACCUGACCAACAGUAGGACCAGAAACUACCAGUGCCUGGCCAACACUACUACCAGAAACGACCAAUGCCAGACCAACAGUACGACCAGAAACGACCAGUACCUGACUAACAGUACGACGACCAGAAACGAUCAAUGCCUGACCAACAGUAAGACCAGAAACGACCAAUACCUGACCAACAGUCUGACCAGAAACGACCAGUACCUGACCAACAGUACGACCAGAAACGACCAGUACCUAACCAACAGUAUGACCAGAAACGACCAAUACAUGACCAACAGUAUGACCAGGAACGACCAGUGCCUGGCCAAAGUACUACCAGAAACGACCAAUACCUGGCCAACAGUGCGACCAGUACCUGACCAACAGUACAGCCAGAAACGACCAGUACCUGACCACCUAGUAUCAAUAGUACGGACAGAAACGGAAAAAUAUCAGACCAACAAUACGAACAGAAACGACCAGUACCUGACCAAUAGUAUGACCAGAAACGACCAAUACCUGACCAACGGUAUGAUCAGAAACGACCAAUACCUGACCAACAGUACGAACAGAAACGACCAAUACCUGACCAAACAGUGCCACCAGAAACGACCAAUACCUGACCAAUAG
Messenger RNA from Haliotis rubra (blacklip abalone), 1170 nucleotides. RefSeq names its product homeobox protein 2-like. The record is from RefSeq and is a predicted model, not a curated record. Lineage: Eukaryota; Metazoa; Mollusca; Gastropoda; Lepetellida; Haliotidae. The transcript has 2 exons. Bases 1 to 1170 code for a protein of 389 amino acids.